AUGGCGGCUUCUGCUCUAGCCAGGGCUCGUAUGUUGAAGAAUAGUUCUGCACUAAUUCCUGGCGCAAAAUCUAAUGAUUUGUCUAGUGACACAGCAAAACUAAACAGAGAGGAAACGUCUGAUGACAUGUCUAGUGACAUGGUCACACUGAACAAAUCAGAAUCUGUUGCAGCUGGUACCAGUAAACUGAUCAAAGGAAAACUCAAUCAGGAGAAAGUGGAACAAGCAAAUAUUGCUGGCUCUGUCAGAGUUCACAAGGCAGCAGCCAUCAUUCAGGCAUACUGGCGAGGCUACCGGACUCGGCACUUCAAUGCCCAAGUGGUCUCCAUACGCAAAGAGAUCAGAGCUCGGCGAGCAGAAGACCACAUCUUGUUGCUGAGGCAGGAUUUAGAGAGGAAUCGCAAACUUUAUGAAGAGGAGAAACAGCUACGAAUUCUUCAAAUGGAAGCCAUAAGACUUCUGUACCGAGAGGUUCAAGAUUUAAAGUCAAGAAGUCUGAACAGCACAGACAUGAGCAGCAACUCUGUCAACACAACUGUCAGGUUUAGCUCUGGUGUUGCCUCCCCUGCCACAACUGGCUACAGUGAAUUGAACAGGACUCAGGAGCUAGAGAGAACAUGUGUUGGUUUACAAAGCCAGGUGUCCCAGCUUCAAGAGGCCCUGGAGUCUGUGUCGUCUGCUGUGUUUAAGAUCAAUAGCUUGGAUAGUGCCAGUUUUGACAUCACAGAUCACUCUGACAAAAUCCGCAUCAGUCCAGUCUGUGAGAACAACCAAGCCAGUAACCGGCAGUCAGACAAGACUAGUCAGUGGGGUUGCAUCCCCCACUCUUUGUCUCCGUACCCUUCUGAGGAAGAUGAUCCUUAUUAUCUACAAGUCUCAGCUCGAGGAGCACCUACACCCCCUCGCCACCUGCAGCUGAGGCAUCACAGUCAUCACUCACUCAUGUUGUCGUGGCAACCACCCUCUUGCAGCGGACAAAAGUGGGAGGAGGAAGGCAACAAGCAUAUCAUAGGUUACAAGGUGUACGUCAAUGACCAGCUGAAAGCCUUUGUUUGCCAGAAGACAUCUGUUCUAGUUGAAGGUUUGAAUCCUUCCACCACCUACAA
This is a messenger RNA of Candidula unifasciata, 1106 nucleotides long. Lineage: Eukaryota; Metazoa; Mollusca; Gastropoda; Stylommatophora; Geomitridae. The record is from the annotation of a GenBank genome assembly.